AUAAACGGUCUGCGGGUUAUUCAACAGAACUUAUCAACACUCCUUAGACGGCAUUUUUCUGCAAGUCUUAAAGCCAGCUCAAACGCCGCCGCCACAAUGACUGCCGAUACCACUGCCAAUUUGAUAGGUUCUGAAACGAAGAUCUCUCCCCUCAAAUAUCCCCUGGCCCGUCGGGAUGAAAGUGUGGUCGAAACUCACCAUGGGGUUGAGGUUAAAGAUGUCUAUCGUUGGCUAGAGGAUCCCGAUUCGGAGGAGACACAAAAAUACGUGGAGGAACAAAACAAAAUAAGUCAACCCUUCCUGGAGGGCUGUGAGUCGUGGAAGAAAAUCAACGAGAAGUUGACCAAGUUGUGGAACUAUGAAAAAUACGGUUGUCCCAUGAAACAUGGCAAAUAUUAUUAUUUCUAUAAGAAUUCGGGUCUGCAGAAUCAGAGUGUGAUGUAUCAACAGGAUAGCUUGGAUGGGGAGCCACGCUUGUUUUUCGAUCCCAAUGCCUUGUCCAGUGAUGGUACCAUUGCCCUGGCCCAAAAAUCAUUUUCCGAAGAUGGCCGUUACAUGGCCUAUGGCCUGAGUGCUAGUGGCUCGGAUUGGAUAAAGAUUUACAUACGUGAUGUAGAGACGGGUAAAGAUCUCGAGGAAGUAUUGGAAAAAGUGAAAUUUUCGGAAAUUUCAUGGACCAAAGAUAACAAGGGUUUCUUCUAUGGCCGCUAUCCCGAUCAAGAGGGUAAAACUGAUGGCUCUGAGACAAAAUCCAAUGAAAAUCAAAAAUUAUAUUACCACUAUGUGGGUCAGCCGCAGGAGAAGGAUGUCCUCAUUACCGAAUUCCCCGAGGAACCCACCUGGCGUAUUCAAUCGGUGGUCUCCGAUUGUGGCAAAUAUUUGAUUAUGGCCAUUGUCAAGGAUUGUCGUGACAACAUUGUCUACUAUGCCGAUUUGGAACCCGGGGCAGAGCUCAAUAAAAAAUUGGAGGUUAAAAAAAUUGUGGAAAAAUUCGAAUCGGAUUAUGAUUACAUUACCAAUACCGGAUCGAAAAUGUAUUUCCGCACGAAUAAGGAUGCCUCCAAUUAUCGUGUCAUUAUGAUUGAUUUUGAAAAUCCAGCCCAAGAGAAUUGGCAAACCCUCAUCGCGGAACAUCCCACCGAUGUUUUGGAUUGGGUCCAUUGUGUCAACGAGGAUAAAUUGGUAUUGGGUUAUAUACAAGAUGUCAAGAGCGCGCUGCAGGUGAAUAGCCUGCAAACUGGAGAAUUGAUCCAUAAAUUUGAAUUGGACAUUGGUACCAUUGUGGCCUUGUCGGGUAAAAAGAAGGAAUCGGAGUUGUUUUAUAACUUUUCCUCUUUCCUGACACCGGGAACCAUUUAUCAUUAUGAUUUCAAGUGGGAUAAUUUUACCCCGAAAGUUUUGAGAGAAAUCAAAUUGAAUUUGGAGGGCUUUUCCCCAGCCAACUACAAGGUGGAACAGGUGUUCUAUGAAAGCAAGGACAAAACAAAGAUACCCAUGUUUAUUGUGUACAAAAAUUCAGGGGCGGAGAAGAGAACACCACGUCCCUGCUUCCUCUAUGGUUAUGGAGGUUUCAACAUCAGCAUGCAGCCUUCGUUUGGUAUUACGGGUCUCAUGUUCAUUGACACCUUCGAUGGGGUCAUUGCCUACCCCAAUUUACGUGGUGGCGGUGAAUAUGGUGAAAAAUGGCACAACGCUGGACGCCUGCUGAACAAACAAAAUGUUUUCAAUGAUUUCCAGGCUGCCGCCGAAUAUCUCAUGGCCAAUAAUUAUACCACCAAAGAUCGUCUCGUAAUUCAGGGUGGUUCCAAUGGUGGCCUUUUGGUGGGGGCGUGUAUCAAUCAACGUCCUGAUCUCUUUGGUGCUGCUGUGGCCCAGGUGGGUGUCAUGGAUAUGUUACGUUUCCAUAAAUUCACCAUUGGUCAUGCUUGGUGUUCCGACUAUGGUAAUCCCGAUGAAAAGGAACAUUUUGAAAAUCUCCUGAAGUAUUCACCGCUGCAUAAUGUCCACACUCCCAAAUCGGAGAAGGAGGAAUAUCCCUCAACAUUGAUUCUAACUGCCGAUCAUGAUGAUCGUGUUAGCCCCUUGCAUUCGCUGAAAUUUGUUGCUGCCCUCCAGGAGGCUGUUCGCCAUUCGGAAUAUCAAAAGAAUCCCAUAUUGUUGAGGGUCUAUAGCAAGGCUGGCCAUGGAGCUGGUAAACCGACUUCGAAACGUAUCGAAGAAGCCACGGAUGUGUUGACCUUCAUGUUGAGAAGUCUUAACAUCGAUAAGGUUAAUUUGUAA
Messenger RNA from Musca vetustissima, 2280 nucleotides. Its product is annotated as prolyl endopeptidase-like. Bases 97 to 2280 code for a protein of 727 amino acids. The transcript has a single exon. Gene Ontology annotation, biological process: proteolysis. The record is from RefSeq and is a predicted model, not a curated record. NCBI's taxonomy places the organism in Eukaryota, Metazoa, Arthropoda, Insecta, Diptera, Muscidae. Gene Ontology annotation, cellular component: cytosol. Gene Ontology annotation, molecular function: oligopeptidase activity; serine-type endopeptidase activity.